This is a messenger RNA of Erpetoichthys calabaricus (reedfish), 1532 nucleotides long. Its product is annotated as zinc finger protein 501-like. Gene Ontology annotation, molecular function: DNA-binding transcription factor activity; RNA polymerase II cis-regulatory region sequence-specific DNA binding. Bases 98 to 1441 code for a protein of 447 amino acids. Gene Ontology annotation, biological process: regulation of transcription by RNA polymerase II. The record is from RefSeq and is a predicted model, not a curated record. The transcript has 2 exons. NCBI's taxonomy places the organism in Eukaryota, Metazoa, Chordata, Cladistia, Polypteriformes, Polypteridae.
UGGAAUACUUCCGGUUUUUAGUAAAGCCCAGCAAGGGAGCCGUUGCUGAAUGUAAAAUGAGGUGCAGGGUUUUUGGAGCCGGAGCGAGUCAUUAGUUAUGACCGUGGUUGCUAAUCCAGCUGAAAAUGACGAAAAUAUUGGAGCGAGCCAAAUGGAACUUAGUGGAUCAAGUGUUCCUGCCCUCCAGAAUGAAACAAUAUCACAAAUAAGCAACUGGACCAUGUCAAGAAAGGUAACAAAAAGAGGUGGGAAAACCUGCAGUGGAUCUGGAAUCCUUAAAUUGCACCCGAGGAUUCACAAUAUUUUUAACGAAUGUGGGAAAGGAUUAAGUCAAAUGCAGAACCUUACAUCACACACAAGAGCUGAUGCUGGAGAAAAACUAUAUGUGUGUGAAAUAUGUGGGGAAGAGUAUUGUCAACUUCAGCACCGUACUAUUCACUUAGAUGUUCAUAACGGAGAGAAAGUGUCUGACAAUUUAAAGCAACAUCAGACCAUUCAUACCGAUGAGAGGAUAUACAGCUGUAAUGAGUGUGGGAACAGCUUCAAGAAUCCAAAAACAUUAAAGGAACAUCAAGGAAUUCACACCGGAGAGAAACCACACAGCUGUAGUGAAUGUGGAAAGAAGUUUAGGGGUUUAGGAAAGUUAAAAAUUCACAAGAGAAUUCACACUGGAGAGAAACCAUACUGUUGCAACGAAUGUGGGAGGGGCUUCGGUGAAUCUGGGCAUCUAAGAAGACAUCAGAAAGCUCACACAGGAGAGAAGCUGUACUGCUGUGAUCAAUGUGGCAAGACCUUUUGUGAGUCGGGGACUUUAAAAAAGCACUACCGAAUCCACACCGGGGAAAAGCCCUACUGCUGCAAUGAAUGCGGGAAGAGCUUUCGGCAGGCAGGAACUCUGCAACAACAUCAGAGGAUUCACAAAGGAGAAAAGCCCUACUGCUGCAAGGAAUGUGGAAAGAGCUUUCGGCAAUCAGGAACACUGCAGCAGCAUCAGAAAAUCCACAGAGGCGAGAAGACUCACUGUUGCAAUGAAUGCGGGAAGAGGUUUAGUGAACUAAGAAAGUUGAAGUAUCACCAGAAACUCCACACAGGAGAGAAACCACACUGCUGUAAUGAAUGUGGAAAACGGUUUAGCAAACUAAGAAGGCUGACAUAUCACCAGAGAAUUCACACGGGAGAGAAACCACACUGUUGUAAUGAAUGCGGGAAGAGAUUCAGUGAAUUGAUAAAGCUGAAAACUCACCAGAGGAUUCACACAGGAGAGAAGCCCCAUUGUUGCGCUGAAUGCGGGAAGAGCUUCUGUGCAUCUGGAAAUUUGAAAAGACACCAGAGGGUUCACAUAGGAGAGAAGCUGUACUGCUGUCAGCAGUGUGGAAAAAGCUUUUGUGACCCGAGAACAUUAAAAAAGCACCACCAAAUCCAUCAAGCUGCAUUGUUGUAAUAAUUGUGGGAUUAGCUUUUUUCAUUUAGAAACACUGCGACAGCACUGGAGAGUCUACGCGGGAGCAAAAUAUACAGUGGUGUGAAAAACU